Aphanomyces astaci is the source of this 1059-nucleotide messenger RNA. RefSeq lists its product as hypothetical. The record is from RefSeq and is a predicted model, not a curated record. The coding region runs from base 90 to 995 and encodes 301 amino acids. NCBI's taxonomy places the organism in Eukaryota, Oomycota, Saprolegniomycetes, Saprolegniales, Verrucalvaceae. The transcript has a single exon.
GAACAGUGCAACAAGCAAUGAUCAUCGAUCGAUCUUGGAAGAAUGGUCAUUGGUGACCAUUCUCACUUUUGAUCUUCCGCGGGACUUCCAUGAACCAGCAACCCAUGACCUUGUCCCGCCGAUGUGUCGUCUGCAAAGGCAUGGACGCCAUUAUUCUCUUGGAAGGAUGCGGUCACGCGUUCCACUCGCGGUGUGUCUUUGAAUGGCCACUGCGCACGUGCGAAGUAUGCCAGACUCCGUGCGAUUCCAUUGCACUCGUCGGUCGCUGCCGCCGCAUGCCGACCUCCCCCACGUCGCCCACCAUGAGUUGCCGCCGCAACUGGGACGAAGUCGAACGCGAAUACUGCAUGUUGCUCCUGGACCUGUUCAAGGAAGGCAGUUUGCCGUUGAAACCUGGCAUGCACCUGCGUCAAACACUGGCGAUGCUGCUGAACUGCAACCCCAUGCGCAUUACCAAGAAAUUCAAACGGCAGAAUACCCUCGGAAAACAAAGGUACGCGUACCAUGCGACCCCCACGGGAGCCACGUACAAGCGUCACGUCCAACGGCAGAAGCAGCUGUCCACCCUGCGCGAUGCCUUCUACUGGCAGCUCAAGCUCCAAAGCGGCCGUGCCAUGGACUCGAUGCGGGAAGCGGAGACGGAAUUUUGGCUCACGCACUUGGUCGCGUUUGCCAGCUCAGUUGGCCAGGUCAUUUCAUCCACGAUCGUCGUCGUCCCUUCCACUCCGCCGACGCCAUUGCCCCGGGAGCAGAAGCACUCGGUCACGAUGAAGGUCGAAAGCCCCAUGGCGAUUGAAUGCGCGGUCGAGCAAUACAUGCCGUGCAUGAGCCAGAUGGAAUGGGAGAUCAUGGAAGACCUCAAGUCGCAAUGCGGGAUCGACCCGCUGCCGUGGUCAGGACACAGUCUGCUGCACGACGAGCUCGGGUCGAAUGACAGCUUGGGCAGCUUUCUUUUGGACAAAGUCACAGUAGACGACACAAUCUGGCAUUUCUAGCCCAUCUAUUUAUCAACAGAACUGUGGUGUCGGUAUAUUAAUAUAAACAGUUUUGAUCUGUGGA